This is a messenger RNA of Zingiber officinale, 2206 nucleotides long. RefSeq names its product protein NSP-INTERACTING KINASE 3-like. Bases 148 to 2034 code for a protein of 628 amino acids. The record is from RefSeq and is a predicted model, not a curated record. The transcript has 12 exons. Lineage: Eukaryota; Viridiplantae; Streptophyta; Magnoliopsida; Zingiberales; Zingiberaceae. Gene Ontology annotation, molecular function: protein kinase activity; ATP binding; protein binding. Gene Ontology annotation, biological process: protein phosphorylation.
GAUAGCAAGAUCUUUAUUCGUUUAAGGAGGAAAGGUGGUUCUUUGGGGAUUUGGGAAAAGAAAUUAAGGAGUUUUUGUGGGAUUCAAGAAGGAAAGGAGUGCCUUUCUGCCUUUUUGUCUCCAGGAAACAAGAAAGAGCGAAACAGCAUGGCUACAAGAAGUCUCUUUCGGGCGUCCUGCUUGGUGCUGAUUGUCUGCCUAUGUUCUUCGUCUUCCGCCACACUGACCCCGUCUGGCAUAAACUAUGAAGUGGUAUCAUUGAUGGCAAUAAAAAUGGAAUUGAAUGACCCUUACAAUGUUUUGGAAAAUUGGGACGUCAACUCUGUGGAUCCAUGUAGUUGGAGGAUGGUCACCUGCUCAGUCGAUGGACACGUGUCUGCUCUGGGACUACCCAGUCAAAGCUUGUCUGGCAUACUGUCACCUUGUAUAGGAAAUCUUACAAAUCUUCAAUCUGUGCUGCUCCAAAACAAUGCUUUAUCUGGAUCACUUCCUCCUGAGUUAGGCAAACUGGAGAGACUCCAGACACUAGACUUGUCCAACAAUCAAUUCCAUGGCACUAUUCCUAGUUCACUUGGAGGCCUUAACAACUUGAAUUACCUGCGAUUGAACAACAACAAUCUGUCGGGACCUUGCCCAGAUUCAUUAUCCAACAUCAGAGGCCUCACUCUUGUGGAUCUUUCUCACAACAAUUUAAGUAGUUCCUUGCCUAAAAUAUCUGCAAGAACAUUUAACAUUAUUGGAAACCCCUUAAUAUGUGGAUCAGAUUUAGACAUUAACUGCUCUUCUGGAUCAGUAGUUCCACUUUCAUAUCGACCAGAAGAUCUAAAGAAUAGGUCACAACUCGGAGGAACAAGAAGUCGGCCUAUUGCUGUUGUAUUUGGUGCCGGUGUUGGUUUUGUUACUCUUCUAGUAAUCGUUGUUGGCUUGCUACUUUGGCGACGACACAGACAUAAUCAACUGAUAUUUUAUGAUGUAAACGGGCGAUAUGAUCCAGAAGUUUGCUUGGGACACUUGAAGCUGUAUUCAUUCAAGGAGCUACGAGCAGCCACCAGCAAUUUCAAUUCAAAAAAUAUUCUAGGUAAAGGAGGUUAUGGAAUUGUUUACAAAGGUUGUUUGCGUGAUGGAACCGUAGUGGCCGUGAAACGUUUGAGAGACUAUAACAGCAUUGGAGGCCUUCAAUUUCAAACUGAGGUUGAAAUGAUAAGCUUGGCAGUUCAUCGACAUUUACUCAGGCUAUGCGGAUUCUGCACAACAGAGAAUGAGAGGCUCCUUGUCUAUCCUUACAUGCCUAACGGGAGUGUAGCUUCUCAACUUAGAGAGAACGUCCGUGGCAGGCCAGCUUUAGAUUGGUCAAGACGAAAGAGGAUAGCCUUGGGGACAGCCAGGGGAUUGCUAUACCUGCACGAGCAGUGUGAUCCGAAAAUUAUCCACCGUGAUGUAAAAGCUGCAAAUAUUCUUCUCGAUGAAGAAUUCGACGCAGUGGUUGGAGAUUUCGGGCUGGCAAAACUUUUGGAUCACCAGGAAUCGCAUGUCACAACAGCAGUUCGUGGGACAGUUGGGCAUAUUGCUCCCGAGUAUCUUUCGACCGGACAGUCAUCAGAAAAGACUGAUGUUUUUGGUUUCGGUAUACUAUUACUCGAACUGGUUACCGGUCAGAAAGCAUUGGAUUUUGGAAGACUUGCAAACCAGAAAGGUGUCAUGCUGGACUGGGUCAAAAAACUUCAUCAAGAGAAUAAGCUCUACAUGGUGGUCGACAAAGGCCUCCGAAACAACUAUGACCGAGUCGAGCUCAAAGAGAUGGUUCAAGUGGCUUUUCUUUGCACACAAUUCCGUCCAUCGCAACGGCCUAAGAUGUCAGAGGUCGUACGAAUGCUAGAAGGCGACGGGCUAGCUGAAAAGUGGGAAGCUACACAGAGGCUCGACAUGCCCGAAUCUCAAUCCUCAAAGGAGCAAAAACCGACACACCAAUAUGUUGACUCGAUGGAGGACUCAUCGAUGGUAUUAGAAGCAAUUGAACUUUCAGGCCCUCGAUGAUCGAUACACACGAACCGUGGUGUAGUCACUAUAGGAGCUACAACACACACAUUGUAUUGUAUGACUAUUAUCAAGAGAAGAGUGGAGAAAGGUGAAGAGUUUAAAUUGUUUCAUGUUUCAUUGUGCGUAACAUAUUAAAUUAAAUUUUUAGGGGGCGUUUGGUUUAGGGUAA